Anopheles aquasalis is the source of this 3130-nucleotide messenger RNA. RefSeq names its product Vesicular glutamate transporter (gene VGlut). Lineage: Eukaryota; Metazoa; Arthropoda; Insecta; Diptera; Culicidae. Gene Ontology annotation, biological process: regulation of synapse structure or activity; transmembrane transport; neurotransmitter loading into synaptic vesicle. The record is from RefSeq and is a predicted model, not a curated record. Gene Ontology annotation, molecular function: neurotransmitter transmembrane transporter activity; L-glutamate transmembrane transporter activity. Gene Ontology annotation, cellular component: synaptic vesicle membrane; excitatory synapse.
GAAAAGUCGUCGGUGGCUGCUGAGCAGCAGUAGCAGCAGCAGCAGUGAGCCAGUGCCAGCGACAGUGGCCGCCCAGUGGUACCUACAGUUGGCUGCAAGCAGUUCGGUGGUUCCGGUGGCAGCAGUAGCAGCCAGCAGUGCACAUCCUGAGCUUGGGCGGGUCGUCCCGGGACCUUGCAGCCUGGGCCACCGGUGAUCCGGAACCAUCAUCGGGUCUGGAUCGUCACUGGCUGGCACCCAGCAACCUUCCUUCAGGGGGGAACUGUUCCGUACGCCCCGAGAUCAUAAUCGGUGUGGUCCCGUGGUGUAGUCCGUGUAGUGAGAACAGUUCCUUGUCCUUGGAUUGUCCUGUGGUGUGUUACGGUUGGUUCGGUGGUGCAGCGCUUGUGGUCAGUGGUUGAGAGUCUGGUCGACACUGUUUGCCACUUGAGGUCUUUAGCAAAGAUGUGGCCUCUUGGUGCAAUGGCCUGGGAUACUUAGUGGUUGCAAGCAAAACGCCCUAGUGGUCGGUGUGAGUGUAUGUGUGCUUGUGGUUUGUGUGUGUGCGUCUCUAGUGUGGUCUCUUGCUUGGUGUGGCGUUGCAAAGGUCUCGGUGAAUCCACUUGCAGAAGGUCGAUUGGAAUGUUACAUACCUUGAUGGACAUUUUUUGGAGGAUAGACUGAAGCUGGGAGUAUCGGAAGCCACGGCUAUAGACCAAACCUGCGAUGAGUUUAUCGUGGAGGCCACACUACUAGCCCACUGCGCACCGCACUUGCCGUAAGCUGUGGCAUUAAGAUAGUGCCAUCGGCGAGAACUGACCGAGUGAGGCCAUUCAGCCCAUAAGGCCUUUUCCUGCAGCGCAUUCGACGGCCGCGGCUGGACCGAUUGGCCCCUACUGAAGCACCUGACCAGCAUCCCAGUUACCAGGCAACAACCACCAUGCCGGGAUUCGCCGAUCUGAAGGACCGUGCGUCCAACGUGUUUGGCGGCGGUUUCGAGAAGUUCGAGAUGCCAAAGCACGGGUACGACCAGAUGGAUGGAGCGGCGGUCGGUGGCGGAGCGUACCAGGCCGGUGCCGACACCGGUGGCAACGAUUCGCCGAUGUCGUUCGAGGAGAUCGAACGGCCACCGCUCCGCCACGUCGACAAGUACGUCCGGGCCGAGUGUCCAUGCAUCAAGACGACCCGCUACACGAUAUCGCUGAUGACCUGCCUCGGUUUCAUCAUAUCGUUCGGCAUGCGCUGCAACAUGGGCAUGGCCAAGCUGCAGUUCGAGAACGGGUCCGUGAAGUACAACUGGACGGUGGCGAUGGAGAGUGCGGUCGAUUCGUCGUUCUUCUGGGGUUACCUCGUCACGCAAGUGCCCGGUGGUUUCCUGGCGUCCAUGUUCCCGGCCAAUCGCAUCUUCGGCACGGCCAUCGCCAUGUCGGCCUUCCUCAAUCUGCUCGUCCCGGGCGCCAUGAUGCUGCAUCCCACCGUCGUUAUUCUCGUCCGCGUACUCCAGGGACUGGUCGAGGGCGUAACGUACCCGGCAUGCCACGGUAUCUGGCGCUUCUGGGCGCCACCGCUCGAACGUUCGCGGUUGGCGACGAUGGCGUUCAGUGGUUCGUACGCGGGCGUUGUGAUAGGGAUGCCGAUGUCCGGUAUACUGACCGGUUCGAUCAGCUGGCACGCACCGUUCUACUUCUACGGUGUGAUGGGCCUGAUCUGGUACUGCUUCUGGUUGUGGCUCUCGUUCGAGAAACCACGCCAACAUCCCACCAUCUCCGUGAAGGAGCUCAAGUACAUCGAAAAAUCGCUCGGCGACUCGGUGUCGCUGCCGAUGCCGACCAUUGCAACGACUCCGUGGCGACACUUUCUCACCUCGAUGCCGGUGUACGCGAUCAUUGUGGCAAACUUUUGCCGCUCGUGGAACUUUUACCUGCUGGUGCUGUACCAGAGUGCCUAUCUGAAGCACUCGUUUGACUUCCGAAUCGAAGAGACUGGUAUUCUAGGAGCACUGCCUCACCUGCUAAUGACCAUCAUUGUACCGUUCGGCGGUAUGCUGGCCGAUCACAUCCGGAAAACGGGUCUCCUGUCGACGACGAACGUCCGCAAGCUGUUCAACUGCGGUGGAUUCGGACUGGAGGGACUGUUCUUCUUGGUCGUGGCGCAUGCCACCAGUCCGAUGGGCGCAGUGACGGCACUGACGCUCGGUGUGGCGUUCAGUGGGUUCGCCAUAUCGGGUUACAACGUCAAUCAUCUCGAUAUUGCCCCACGGUAUGCCAGUAUCCUGAUGGGCAUGUCGAACGGGAUAGGCACGAUAGCCGGGCUGAUCUGCCCGAUAGCGAUUGAUCACCUUACGAGAGGCCAGCCAAAAUCUUGCUGGUCAACGGUGUUCACGAUAGCGGCCACCGUACACUUGGUGGGCAUCACAUUCUACGCCAUUUUCGCUUCCGGUGAGCUACAGCCGUGGGCCGAACCGACGCUCGACGAGCAGCGUGCCUGGGAUCCGGUCGGUACCGGGUACGAAAAGGAGACGGCGUUCAACGAAGCGACCGGCGGUGGUGACGAUGGAAUGGGUGGUACAGCGGCGGCGGUUCCCUUCGGUAAUCCAUCGGCGCAGAUCAACAGCACCAAGACGGUGAGCUACGGGGCGAUGCAGCACGUCGCCGGCAAUCCGUUCGCCAAUCCAACCGCCACCAUCAGCGAAGAACCGGUGCAACCGGAGGCGAGGGACACGUAUCUACACGGAAACCCUACCGAACGUACCUAUUGACCUGUGCGCGCCAAGAAAACCGUAACAUUCUGCUUGCAUUAGGCGAGCAGCUGCCGUAACAUAACAGCCUGAUUAAUGUCCUGAUGUCCUGGUUUACUUACGUACAUUAACGCUAUAUUUAAUCCAAAAAAAACAAUUGAGUCUACCAACACCGAGCACUGAGCAGUACCGCAGACUAGGGAGGAGAAGAGAUAAAAGGGCCACUAGAGGUAAAGAGGUGAGUUCGAAUAUUGCCGAACUGGGUGGUUAAGUAAAAAGGAAAAAAACAGAAAUACAAAUUAAACACUAACCCUGCUUAAGCAAUUAUAAACCACUAGAUAGUGACUAACAAAUAUACUUGAAUAUCUAGCGAAGAAGCACAUCGUAUUUACAUACAGAGAGAGAGAGAGAGAG